This is a messenger RNA of Pelobates cultripes (western spadefoot toad), 255 nucleotides long. NCBI's taxonomy places the organism in Eukaryota, Metazoa, Chordata, Amphibia, Anura, Pelobatidae. The record is from the annotation of a GenBank genome assembly.
AUGGCAGAUCGGGUAUCGCCCAGAGAUCAAAUGUCACAACUUGAUGCUGCCCCUGUAGCAUCCCCUGACUGCCCAGUGUCCUAUACACAGAUGGAAACUCUUUUAACUAAGCUAAGAGUAGGAACUGAGCAAAGAUUUGAACACCCAAAUGGCGUCACUAUAAAAAAUGAUGUGACAAAGAUCGAUAUUCGCCUAAAUCAGGUGGAAACAAUAUUUGACGAGCAAACAAAUGCACAUUCAGACCUCGAAUCAUGG